AAACUUCCCGAUCAGGAUAUUCCAGUUUUAUCCGGAAGAUGAAAAUCCUCGCCACACAACAUUUAACAGCGUGUCACACCUUUGUCUUUUUCGCUUUAAUCUCUGCAGCCACCGAAAAAGGAGUCUGAUGCUCAGGGGCAGAAAAAAAAGAAAGAAAACGUAACAUGAGACGGGUUUUAAUUUUUCGCUUGUGAUUGUUUUCGUCGCUGUUUGCCUUGGCGGCGCAGACUGCGCACUGCGCCUAUAUUACAGGACAUACGCGGGCGAGCAGCAGCCCGGCGCCGGUCAGCCUCCCAGAUCGGCUCCGGAGAUCUCCGGCCCCCCCUCGGCUCCUAUUCGGCCCCCCUUCGGCUUUCCUUCGGCCCGCGAUCGGCGGUGGUCCCGUCGCCCUCGGCUGUCAUGAAGGAUGGACGGGCCGCCGAUCUCGGGUAAAGUCAGGAGCCCCGUCACGGAUUUAUUUUCCCCGAAGUGGGACCCGGAAGCAGAAGGCAGGCCGCCGACUCGCGUUUUGUUUGUUUUUAUCUGGAGUUGGAGAGACUGGCCGAGAGCAAAUGGGAAGUUAGAGCCGCGGGGAUGGGGGAUGAAGGCUGCGGCGGGGGUGCCGCUGCCGGCCGGGGGAUGUCUGCCUCGCUGAGCGCCGCCGACGCGGCGGCCACGCCGGGCACAGAUUUUGUCCUGGACUCGGAGACCAAAGUUGUCGCGCCGGACGGUGUCUGGGUGUCGCAGGAGGCGACGGGCGAUAAAGAAAACGCGGAGAGGAGGACCGGCGCCGCGGAGAUCUUAAGGAGUUUGGGGCCGCCGGGAGCCCUUUCUGGCUGGGGGGAGCACCGGGACGCCUCGGCGGAGGAUGCGGCUUUUAAAAAGCAGGCAGACGGAAGUGUGGCGGGGGGGCACCGCACAGGCGACCGGGUCCUUGCGGAACUCGCGCCGGGACCGACACCUUCCGACCCGGACGGGGCAGAAUUGCCGGGGCCGGCCGAAGCGUGCUGGAGCCGCCCGACGUGCGGUGCCCUUCGCCCCAAGGAGCACGUCUACUGCACCGUGUACUGCAUCGCGAACGACAGUCCCGGAGGCCAGGCGAGGCUGCACGGCACCUUCGGGACUCCCCCAGCAGCGGAGCUGGAGGGUCUGCAGCGCUACCCGGAGCCGCUCGCCCUGACAGCUCUGAUCGAGUCCCGGAGUUCGGGCAACUUUUCCGGCGUGGAGCCGAGCUCGUCGGUGCCGGUGACCUGCCGCGUCUGCCUGGACGACAAGCGCAUCAAGCCGCUGCACUGCUGCAAAAAGGCCGUGUGCGAUGAAUGUCUGAAACUGUACAUCAGUUCGCAGGUGUACCUGGGCAAGGUGGACGUCGUGUGUCCCAUCACGGAGUGCAGCGGCUACCUGGAGGAGAGCACCGUGCUGGGCCACCUGGCCAGCGAGGAGGUAGCCAAGUACAAGUAUUUCCUGGAGCUGAGCAAGAUCGACUCCAGCACCAAGCCAUGUCCCCAGUGCAGCCACUUCACCUCCCUGAAGAGCCGCGGCCUGCAGCCGCCCAGCAGGGCGGAGCACAAGUAUAAGGUCCAGUGCACCAAGUGCCAGUUUGUGUGGUGCUUCAAGUGCCAUGCCCCCUGGCACGAGGGCCUACGCUGCCGCGAGUAUCGCAAGGGCGACAAGCUGCUGCGUCACUGGGCUAGUGUCAUCGAGCACGGCCAGAGGAACGCUCAGAAGUGCCCCCGCUGCAAGAUCCACAUCCAGAGGACGGAGGGCUGCGACCACAUGACCUGCACGCAGUGCAACACCAACUUCUGCUACCGCUGCGGCGAGAAGUACCGACACCUGCGCUUCUUCGGCGACCACACCUCUAACCUGAGUGUCUUUGGCUGCAAGUACCGCUACCUCCCGGACAGGCCCCAUCUGCGGCGGCUGGUGCGGGGCUCCGUCUGCGUGAGUAAAAUCCUAAUUGCCCCAUUGGUCGUCGUGCUGGUGGGCGUGUUCGGAGCCAUAGCCUUCGUCAUAGGUCUGAUUGCUUUCCCCGUGUACUACAUCUGCAAGAAGCGGAGGAAACGUUCUCAGGGGACUGGACAUUGGUUCUGCUGACAGUGCAGCUCCACCUCGAUGCGGAGAUGGAGAAAACAAAAUUGCCAGACUCUGCCCAGCAUCAAGCCAAAUAGAGAUGGACGCUCCCGGAACCUGAGCAGAGAUGAUGCCAGGCACAGAGUCCCUGAUCUCCCCCUGGAGCCCAGCCAGAAAGCCAGUCUCUGCAGUCUGGGUCCCGAAGAUUUGAACACUGGGUAAUUUUUCCUCAGCCUCUUCCGCAUAAGUUGCUGGCUUCUGCAAGAGGUCCAGCAGGGUCUCCCUGUGCCCUCAGCCUCGUAGAUGUGAGUGCUUCGGGAAGACCGAGACAGCAGUGCUCUUCAGCGAGUGUGCAGAAGCAGGGUAGGGAUAGGCGGAUCUUAGCCAACGUUACUUGUGGUAGUUUGCAGAUUUUGACCAUAACGCUGAUGCUUCAUCACUGUCUCUGACAGAUCUUGCCAUUUUUUUCCCCUAAAUUCUUUUUUGUGGUUCAUAUCUUUGAAAGAUUUGUGAUAUUUAUUUAUUUGUGCUUGCUGGCCAACUCUUGCCUUGCGUUUCCCAGAGUCUUGUUGGGAUAGUCGUACCUCCCCGGUGGGUCCCAUGCUGCUGGCGGCUUUGUAAUCAAGGUCCCCCUCCCUACAUUGUUUUUCUACAGUCCUUACUGCUCUAACCCACCCCCUGCCCCUCCCCCCCCCCCCCCCCCCCCGGGUUGGCCAUCUCCUCGCAAAGGCACUCGGUGCCGUAACAUAACCGCCAUUAUAUUCAUUGUUGCUCAUGCAGCCAUUCCUUCAGUGAUGAGCUUUGUCAUGUUGCCAUAACCUCCCUCCUGACUUCCAGACCAUGAUUCCCAUUGGGUGUUCAGAUCAGCUCAGGUUCACUCCGACGCGACAGUUCCCGCGACGUCUGGCCUGUGCUACUCCGUGGUCGUGCCGUGGGCCGGACGAGCAUCGCACGAGCAUUGUGAGCAGUGCCAAAACAAGUCUGCAUCAAAACGAGGCGUGUGUCCCCCACACUGACAUACUGCCCUCACAUCCUGUCUGAACAAUACACGGGUGAGGUAGGUGGGCUGCUCUCGGCUUUCAAAGGAGCCCUUUGAAUCGUCACCGCUCGCCCUGUAAAUAGACACAAUCCUAUCCUCUUAGCUUUUGUAUGUGUAAUUAUGGAAGCUUUAUGAGAAGGGGAGAGCUCUGGAAAUAAUGUCAUUUCACUCCUUUUGAUGAGAUUGUAUUAGUUGAUUCUUUUUUAACUUUAAGGGAGUUUAAAGCCAUUUGUUGAACUGUAGGGGUGUGAUUCAGGAGUGUGAAGGGACAUGCUGCAUCUGAGCUCCUGUCGUCCUCGAUGCAGUCAUCACCCUGUUCAUGGUAAUCCAGAUUUCGACAUGGUUACUUUAGUGAGUUGCUGUAUCAUUUGUGUGACUUGCCACGUCAGUCCCGGUUGAAGAUGCCCAGAAAAUUCGUAACAUUUGGUGGAUCGGAGGUGUGCUAACGUGCGCAAAGCUUAGCAUCGCUGCCAUGCUCUUUAAUCGACUGCAUUGUUUCACUAAGCAACUGCAAUGUCAUGCGCAUUUAAAGAUUAUUCAAGGAGCUAAUUGCCAGCCAGACAAUGUCCGCUAUGCACAGUAACCUGCAAAACAUGUUAAGUGAUGGAUGAUAUCACAACAGACAAUCGGGUAUCCAUACUUCUUUUCAAACAUUGACAAAAGAAUCUGUAUACUGUCAAACUGUAGGGGGCAAUGUUUCAGACUCCUGGAUAUGUUGCCACGUGCUGUUCGAGGCAAUCCGUCAAUAAUAAUCACGAGAAGAGAGUUACUUCAACAUGUUUGAAAAGGGUACUUCAGUUGGGACCACGAUCAUCAAAACAGACAUUUUAGAAAAUAUAGUCUUUUCUAAUUGUUCUCAGGAAACAUUCAAGGUAAAAUGUCUUGUUUACUAAUGCUGUGAUUUUCAUUAUAGUCCAAUGACAGGUGGAAUUUGCAACUUAAAAUACAUGAUCAACAGGUCGAUUAACACAUGAACACAAUGUGUUUCUUUUCAGUUUUUCUUUGGUCCAAAAUUAGUCUGCUGGAUGCUGAAAGGAGAGAAUGUUUUGUCAUUUACAGCUUACUUUUUUAUGUGUCAUGAUAAUUUUGCAGUCCCCAUGGUGACCUCCAUCACUGGGCUGUCUGCUGAUGCCCCAUCAGGGUGUAAACUCAUCAGGUGCCUUCUAAGACGGCAAGGCUGAAGUGCCACAUUUCACUUCCGGGACGUUAAAACCUCACGAUUUCUAACGAUUCUGUUAUGCUCAUUUGUCUGAAAUACAGCAUAUAAAACUAGCGCAGAACAAGAGUUGGGAGCUUCUGUCCUCUGUAUGUGCGACGUGUCCGUUUGUGAAGCAUCGUGCUCGUGUUUAACUCCAUUCUCCGGAUCUCAGUCCAUCUUCAGAACUCUGCAAGCACACGUCCCUUGUGAGGAACUGUGUACUCAAGCUCAUUAAACGAUGCUGGCAAGAGGUGCCAGGACUCAUUCCA
Brienomyrus brachyistius is the source of this 4558-nucleotide messenger RNA. RefSeq names its product ring finger protein 217 (gene rnf217). The transcript is spliced from 6 exons. Bases 574 to 2076 code for a protein of 500 amino acids. Gene Ontology annotation, molecular function: zinc ion binding; ubiquitin conjugating enzyme binding; ubiquitin protein ligase activity. Gene Ontology annotation, cellular component: cytoplasm; ubiquitin ligase complex. The record is from RefSeq and is a predicted model, not a curated record. NCBI's taxonomy places the organism in Eukaryota, Metazoa, Chordata, Actinopteri, Osteoglossiformes, Mormyridae. Gene Ontology annotation, biological process: ubiquitin-dependent protein catabolic process; protein polyubiquitination; positive regulation of proteasomal ubiquitin-dependent protein catabolic process.